Messenger RNA from Theobroma cacao (cacao), 1594 nucleotides. RefSeq names its product tubulin beta-8 chain-like. Gene Ontology annotation, molecular function: GTPase activity; structural constituent of cytoskeleton; GTP binding. NCBI's taxonomy places the organism in Eukaryota, Viridiplantae, Streptophyta, Magnoliopsida, Malvales, Malvaceae. Gene Ontology annotation, cellular component: microtubule. The record is from RefSeq and is a predicted model, not a curated record. Gene Ontology annotation, biological process: microtubule-based process.
UUUUUCUAUAAAGAUCCCUCCGUCCCCACAACUCUCCUCUCUAACCCUAUCGUUUUCUCUCUGUUCUUUCUGUCUUUGGGUGUUUGUUUUUCUCUCUGUUUUAAUCCCCAAAAAUGCGUGAAAUCCUUCACAUCCAGGGAGGCCAAUGCGGCAACCAGAUUGGUGCCAAGUUCUGGGAAGUGGUCUGUGCCGAACACGGCAUUGACUCAACAGGGAAGUACAAUGGGGACUCGGAUCUUCAACUUGAGAGGAUCAAUGUUUAUUACAAUGAAGCAAGUUGUGGAAGGUAUGUUCCCAGGGCUGUCCUCAUGGAUCUUGAACCUGGUACCAUGGACAGUGUUAGGUCUGGUCCUUAUGGUCAGAUUUUCAGACCAGACAACUUCGUUUUCGGACAAUCUGGUGCGGGAAACAACUGGGCUAAAGGUCAUUACACUGAGGGCGCUGAACUCAUCGAUUCUGUUCUUGAUGUUGUCCGAAAGGAAGCCGAGAAUUGUGACUGCUUGCAGGGAUUUCAGGUUUGCCAUUCCCUGGGAGGAGGAACAGGAUCUGGUAUGGGAACCCUUCUGAUUUCGAAGAUCAGAGAGGAGUACCCGGACAGGAUGAUGCUUACUUUCUCUGUUUUUCCUUCCCCAAAGGUCUCAGAUACAGUGGUUGAGCCUUACAAUGCUACUUUGUCCGUUCAUCAGCUUGUUGAAAAUGCAGAUGAGUGUAUGGUUCUUGACAAUGAGGCUCUCUAUGACAUUUGCUUCCGUACCCUCAAGCUCACUACCCCAAGCUUUGGUGAUUUGAAUCAUUUGAUAUCUGCUACAAUGUCUGGAGUCACAUGUUGUUUGAGAUUCCCUGGUCAGCUAAACUCUGAUCUCAGGAAGCUCGCCGUGAAUCUCAUUCCUUUCCCUAGGCUGCACUUCUUUAUGGUUGGUUUUGCACCUCUUACCUCUCGCGGUUCCCAGCAGUACAGAGCCUUGACCGUGCCUGAGCUCACCCAGCAAAUGUGGGAUGCCAAGAACAUGAUGUGUGCAGCUGAUCCACGCCAUGGGAGGUACCUUACAGCCUCAGCUAUGUUCAGAGGCAAAAUGAGCACAAAGGAAGUUGAUGAGCAGAUGCUCAAUGUCCAGAACAAGAAUUCGUCCUAUUUUGUGGAAUGGAUUCCAAACAAUGUCAAAUCAACUGUCUGUGAUAUCCCUCCAAAUGGCUUGAAAAUGGCAUCGACCUUCAUCGGGAACUCAACUUCGAUCCAGGAAAUGUUCAGACGUGUGAGUGAGCAGUUCACAGCAAUGUUUAGGAGGAAGGCCUUCUUGCAUUGGUACACAGGUGAAGGUAUGGAUGAGAUGGAGUUCACCGAGGCAGAAAGCAACAUGAAUGAUCUGGUUUCUGAGUAUCAGCAGUACCAGGAUGCAACUGCUGAUGAGGAAGAGUAUGAGGAGGACGAGGAGGAGUAUCAAGAAUGAUUCACUUCUAGUUUUUUCGGGAUGUAAAACAAUGCUAAAAAAAGUAUCCAAUUGCCAGUCUCUGGCAACAGAAAAGGAUUAAUCUGGAUAGCUGUAUGCCAAUAUGAAUGUUAAAUAUAUUGAUAAUUCCAGUUCUGUUCUUCCAA